Thunnus maccoyii (southern bluefin tuna) is the source of this 1303-nucleotide messenger RNA. Its product is annotated as lysozyme g-like. The transcript is spliced from 5 exons. Gene Ontology annotation, biological process: peptidoglycan catabolic process; defense response to Gram-positive bacterium. The coding region runs from base 244 to 843 and encodes 199 amino acids. Gene Ontology annotation, cellular component: extracellular region. The record is from RefSeq and is a predicted model, not a curated record. Gene Ontology annotation, molecular function: lysozyme activity. NCBI's taxonomy places the organism in Eukaryota, Metazoa, Chordata, Actinopteri, Scombriformes, Scombridae.
UCAAUACACCUAAAUACAAAAGUCCAAAUAUUUGAUAAGUGCUUACUUACUUUCAUUUUGACUGAAUACUGGUUGGGUUAAAGGGUUCAUUCCCUGCUGGACAGUUAUUUCUGGGAAACCAUGUGCUCCACCUCCUCUGGUUUGAUUGGCUGUGCUGCAGCCAGUGGAGAUGAGAUUCACUGUUUAAGUAGAGGAAGAGUCUGAUAAUCACCAUCACUUCUAGAAGAGCAACAGAAAAACAACAUGGGGUCGAUGUUUUCAUGGCCUUCUGAUACAGACUAUCCACAUGGAGACAUUCGUAAGGUUAACACAACUGGUGCAUCAGACGAGACAGCACGGGCUGAUGGAAAAAGCUCCAGAGGAGUGCGCGCAUCCCAUGAGAUGGCUGCAGAUGAUCUUCCUUACAUAAAGAAGUACAAAGACAAGAUUAUCAGGGCUGCUAAAAAAAAUGACGUGCAGCCUUCUGUCGUGGCUGGCAUCAUCUCCAGAGAGACCCGCGGAGGCAGAGGGGCAGGUUUGGAUGAUGGCUGGGGGAACAACGGGAACGCCUUCGGACUAAUGCAGAUUGACAAGGACUGGCACACGCCUAGGGGUGAGUGGGACAGCCAGGAACAUAUCAAUCAAGGCACUAAGAUUCUAGUGGGCUUAUACUCAAAUGACAUUGAGAAAAAAUUUCCUCGUUGGGACAAGAACCAGAAGCUGAAAGGAGCUCUGGCUGCCUACAACAUGGGAACAGAAAAAAUGGCCUCCUCCUACAGCAAAGUGGACGAUCACACUACCGGAGGGGACUAUUCCAAUGAUGUCACUGCCAGGGCCCAGUACUAUGAGAAGAAUGGGUUUUAACUCAGAGAGCUCCCCCAUUUCUGAGUUAAAGUUAACUUUGAACAGCAAAUACCAUCAACAUGAAGCAGAAUUAGACAACACUUACUUUUCAUUUUUUUAAAGGAGUUGGUGUGCUCAUCAGUGAAAUCUCACUAAUCAAAUGAAGGUCUCAGCAUGACUGAUUGAUAUCUGUGUCAUUCUAUAACCUUUAUAAUUUUAUAAAUGCAAUUAUCUUAAAGUGGACAAAUACAUUUCUGCAGCAGAGUAACUACAAUGUUUGAUGUCAUUUGCAGCGUGUAUCAGUGGAUCAAUAAAGCUAUCAGUCCAGUAUAUAUAAUCCUGAGUCAUGUCUUUUCACUAAAUGACAAGUGGAUACAUUUACAGACAUGUACACACACAACAUCCUCCAGCAUCACUGUGAGCAGGUGUAAGAGUUCCUGCAUGCUGCUCUUGUUAUGUCUGUGCCACAGUUGAGCUGUAA